Lagopus muta (rock ptarmigan) is the source of this 16138-nucleotide messenger RNA. RefSeq names its product cyclin D2 (gene CCND2). The transcript is spliced from 7 exons. Lineage: Eukaryota; Metazoa; Chordata; Aves; Galliformes; Phasianidae. Gene Ontology annotation, cellular component: cytoplasm; cyclin-dependent protein kinase holoenzyme complex; nucleus. Gene Ontology annotation, biological process: mitotic cell cycle phase transition; positive regulation of G1/S transition of mitotic cell cycle; regulation of cyclin-dependent protein serine/threonine kinase activity. The coding region runs from base 1364 to 2179 and encodes 271 amino acids. The record is from RefSeq and is a predicted model, not a curated record. Gene Ontology annotation, molecular function: cyclin-dependent protein serine/threonine kinase regulator activity.
CACCUCCACGUGUGGGGCUGAAAUGCUUCCGUGGACUGACUUAGCGAUUUAUAUUUCUUUUAAUUGGGCCCUCCCCCAACCAAAACGGUGGGGAGGCAGGACUCUCUGGCGGGUCGUGACGGCCUCCCUGUAGUGAGGCGCAUGGUUCCCAAGGCUCCCCAGGUCCUCUCCGUACCCCGGACAUCACUCCAGUUCAGAAGUCGGUGCCGAACAGUUAGAAUACUCGUCAUCCUGCCCCUCGAAACCUGCAUAAAUCACAAACGCUGCACUGUCGGGCUACAAAGUCAGACGGGAGCACUUAGGAAUUUAAGUUUGGAGAAGGAAAACUUAGGCUGACACAACACGCUCCCUGUUCACAGGAGUAGUCAGGAAGGGGAAAUGAAUGGUGGAAGUUAAACAGCCUUUCACUGCGGAGCUCAACGCGCCGCAGCACAUCGCUGCUGGCCACUCCCGACGUACAGGGGGACCCCUCACCGUCGUACAACGCAACCUCGGGCAGGCGAAUCCCUGCCCAAGCGCGCGGUGAGUACUCGUCUUGAAGAAUAAAGGAGCCGCACACGAUGCCCGCAGCCGCCGUGUUCCUCCUGUGCCUGAAAGCUCCCCUCACUUCAUGGACGGGACGAGGAGAGGGAGACGCGCAAAUUAUUUCGUGGGGAAAAUGCCGGCAGCAGCGCACGGAGGGCCCGGCUGCCUACCGUUAGGUGAAGGGUCGCGGGAUGGGAGCCCCGCUUGUUUUAUGGGAGCAAAAGAGAAAGCUGUCUACGGGGCCGUCCCUACCGGUGUUGCAGAGGAGCCUCGGUGACUGCACCCCGAAGAAAUGCAACCCAGGGAUGCCAUCCCUCCCUCCCUCUCUUCCUCCUGGUCCACUGCGGAGGAGCGAGAGCUGGAAAGGGCCCCCUCGACCACUUGCAGCUCCAGGGCCGCCGGCACGGCCAGGUAAAGAGCUGCACCUCGCCCCCAGCCCACUCGGGCUGCUUUCCAUAUCGGGCAGCACGCGUCCUUAAGAUCCAAUCUGCCCGGUAACAAUGAGCGCGCAGCAGCGAGAGCCCCAGAGCCAUUGGCUAUGCAAAUAGAGGGAGGGGAAGCGGCGCCCUAAACUCCACACUCGCACUUUUAAGGCGGUAUUUCCCUACCAGCAGCCAACGCCGGGGAGUGGGGGCGGUUGCCGGCAGCGUGCUAUCCGCACGCACCUCGGGGCCGCCUCCGCGCCCCAGGAGCUCGGCUCCGGCGGUGGGCGGCUCCUUCUCCCUCGGGAGCCUCAGCCUCGCAGCGGGCUGCAGCACAGGCUUCACAAAGUUGACACAUUUUCCAGGCGGCUGCUUUGCGCCGGCCGAGAGAGUAAGAGGGAGAUCGCUUUGGGAACAUGGAGUUGCUGUGCUGCGAGGUGGAUCCCAUGAGAAGAGCUUUGCCGGACCCGAGCUUGCUCUACGACGACCGUGUUUUGCACAACUUACUGACGAUAGAGGAGCGGUAUCUGCCCCAGUGCUCCUACUUCAAGUGCGUGCAGAAGGACAUCCAGCCCUUCAUGAGGAGGAUGGUGGCCACUUGGAUGCUGGAGGUCUGUGAAGAACAGAAGUGUGAAGAAGAAGUUUUCCCUCUGGCUAUGAAUUACUUGGACAGAUUCUUAGCUGUGGUGCCCACUCGAAAGUGCCAUCUGCAGCUACUGGGGGCAGUGUGCAUGUUCCUGGCCUCCAAGCUAAAAGAGACAAUCCCCCUCACAGCAGAGAAGCUUUGCAUAUACACGGACAAUUCCAUCAAACCCCAAGAGCUGCUGGAAUGGGAGCUCGUGGUACUGGGGAAGUUGAAGUGGAACCUUGCAGCUGUCACCCCGCAUGAUUUCAUUGAGCACAUUCUACGGAAGCUGCCUCUACCUAAAGACAAGUUGGUUUUGAUCCGAAAGCAUGCACAAACGUUCAUUGCCCUUUGUGCCACAGGCAGAAGGACAUGGAGCUCAUUAGAAAUACUGCUCCAAAUCUACAGGAUCAAUCUUGAUUUUAACUUUGCCAUGUACCCACCAUCAAUGAUAGCAACUGGAAGUGUGGGAGCAGCCAUCUGUGGCCUUCAGCUUGAUGAUGGGGACAGAUCGCUCUCUGGUGACAGCCUAACAGACUUUCUGGCCAAGAUUACAAGCACAGAUGUGGUGCCUUGCUGUUCCACCUUCAAGACUGUACUUGAAUGAGGAUCCCAGCUGUUGCAGAACCUGGCUCUUCCCAUGCUCUGUUUGCAUACCAGGGUUGUUUUUGAAGGCUUUUAGGGACAAAUGAAAAGUCACAAUAGGGUGCCUUUCUCUUUGGAUUUUCUUUCUUCUACAUCUAACAGAACCCUUGUUAAUUGACUUUCAGAGAAUGCUGCAGGCAUAUCGUACAAGGUCAUGUCAGAGAAGAUAUAUGUGGCUUUUAUUUUUUUGCUCUUUUAGGAGCGUUUUUGGAUUCUGUUCAUUUGAUGUUUAUAGGUAUGUAUUUAAGCUCAUGUUCUUUCUUAUAGGAGAUACUGGAAGCUUUCUCAGGCGUCCCAGUGCUUCUUAAUGUAAGGCCUUUUUGCAGUACCGUGCAGGUUGUACAACUUUUUCUCAUUCUGAAUGUUUUAACCUGAUCAAUUCAGUUUGAAAGAAAAUACCUGUCAGAACAGCCUAGUAUCUCCUAAAUGGUUAGAAAAAAAAGAUAAAAUUUUUCUUGUUGAAAAACUUAUCAUGCCUUUUCUUUGAAAUUUUAUUGAUGUUUUGGUCAAAAAUGUGCUUUUUGCUCUGUCCCAGUAAAAAUCUUCCCAAAUUUGGCUGAGCUUAUAUAUCUUUGAAGGGAAAAAAAAAAAAAAAAAAAAAAAAAAUCUUCCCAAAUAUCAAAGAAUUCUUAGGAUGUUACUAGUCACAUCCUCUCCAAGAAUCUGUUGGCACUGAGAAAAGCUUUCUUCUCUUUGCAUCUCAUCAUUGCCCACAGCAGCACAGACUACUAAAAAGCUGCUUACUUAAGUGAGAGCACCCCUGGUACAAAGGGGAUUUCUAGAUAAUUUUGCUGCUCAAACAUUUAAACGUUUAAAGAACUUAGAUAUGCUGUAAUUUUUCAAGAUAUUCACGUGUGGCCAAGUUUGGAAGAUGCUCAUUUUUGGAGAGCUGGCUGUAAUUCGAUCUGUCUCCUGCAAGAUUCAAAGUCUCAGAUCAGCUGAAAGGAGCCAUAAUUGUUAACUUGUGCAGAAUAGUAUAUUUUUCAUUAGCCAGAUAUUUAGAAAUGGCAGAAAUAACUUGGUGGAUGUGUUUCCCCAUGACUUCUGUUUUGGAAUUAGGAGCCAGGACUGAAAAAUCAUCUCACCUGUUAAAGCUUGGGAGACAGGGAAAAGCAGCUGAAAACAGGGUCUUAGAGUUAUCAGGCACUCUAAAUGAUAGGUGGCAACAUCAGCCUUAUCUGUAAAAUAUAUCGUUGAGAAAAAUGUACUGGUUGGAUUGUGUAAAAGUUAGCUCAAGGCUUUGUUAAUGAAAAGUAAAGACUAUUGUAAUAUACUUUAUGCUGGGUCUUAAUUGAAAUGGAGUGAAAAGCUUCAGUUCUCUGAUUUCCUAAUUUCUGUUGCUUGGAAGUUGUUCUUGCAGUGACACAAUAAAUUCAUCAUUGCUGUGUGAAUGAUGUUGUUUUCUAAAGGUAGGUUGGGGAAUACCAAGAAUUUAGAGCUUGGAGGCUGCAAGAGCAUCACAGCGUGAAAAAAGCAAGGUAACUUACAGAGUUCACAGUUCUGCAGAGGGAAAUGAUCUUGCCCCUUCCUGCCUCUUGAUAGCCUGCAGAAACCUGUGGGCAGCUGGAAGAGAGUCCUUCCUGACCUGUACAGCUUGCAAUAGAGAGCUGCAGGGUUCUGCUGCAUGUGGGAAGUGCUGGGGAGUUUUGACAUUUUGCAGUUGGCCUCAGCUAGUAAAUAAAAUAAGUUUUCCUGAUAUGCUACCCAGGCACUAUGAGGAAUGUAAAGACACCUUCUGAACUGGCCACACUGCAUGCUACUGGUAUUUGAAACUGUUUUUGAGAUACUCAGCAGCAAAGAAGUGUUUUAAAACCCCAUCGCUGCAUGAAGGAGGUGGAGAGAUUGCUUAGCUUGGAAACUGGAACAUUUUAAUGAGCUUUCAAAAAAAUGACACUGUCUGAGUUAAAGCAUGAAAAAAUUGAGCUUUAAAUUUUCAAGCAUAUGAAAAAGGAGAAUGAUAAUGACAUCCUGUUGUAACUAAACUGCAGAGACUUUCUGAACUUCUACUAUUUCUUGAAGAUAGUUGAGGGUGCUGUUUUUUAGGAAACAAAACAGUAGCAUGAACUGAAAAGCUGAGAUCGGUGGAGUUAUUUUAGGCAGACACUGGUGUGGCUGAGUGGAGUUUGGCAUUAAAUGCUGUAAUGUGUUGGGUGUUUCAUUAAGAAUUAGACCAAAAAGAUGUUAUUAAUAAACACCAUUUAAUUUAGAACUCUGCUGCUGGAUGAGCAAACAGCACGAGUGUUUCCUUCAAAAACACAUUGAUGUUGUUUUUCUGUGUAUCAGUCCAAAGCAGCGCUCUGGACUUUAGCUGAAAUGGUACGAGGCAUCUUGUCAGUAUCAUUGUAAUGAUAACAGUGGUUUUUGAUAAAUAGCUGUCCUUGGCUAUUUGGUGAAGGUUGAAUCACAGUCUUAAAAAGGCAGUGACGACUACCCCAUGCAAAUCUUUCAUUACUCCUUCCAUCUACCAAAAUAAUAGUCAGAGAGCAACUCUUGGAGAAACUUCAGGACACUCCACAGCCUUAUGGGUAGCAAAAAUAUGCUCUACUGGUUAUAUUUGAGUGGGCCUUUUCUGAUAAUUAUUGUUCUAAAGAGUCGAUAAGAGCUAGUCUAGCUCAGCUUUACACAGUUUUUGCAAGAUAGGGAUGACACAGUCCAAGCUGUUUUGCUGCCAGAAUGGGAACACUUCCUUUGCAAUUUCUUGAAGAGGAAUCAAGAGGCUGGUAGGCAAAUAGUUAAUAGACUUCUUACAGGAAAUGCAUGAGCUCCCUGUGCAUCACUUGGUGGAUCAUUGCAGUGGAAAAAUAAACAGCUUGGCAAGUCAAGAAUUUUCAUAGCAUCUCAGACAAGGACUCCAGUGUACGCAGUAUCCUGUCCCCAGUGGAGCCAGAUGCUUCGGAAGAGGAUACAAGUAUUCCUGUGGUGUAAAACUAUGGGAUGUGAGGACGGAUAACUGUGAAUGGGUAGGGGGUAAGCCUGGCAUCUUGAGAGCUUGAGUUCAGUAUUCUGCUUUGUCACACAUCUGCCUUGGUUGAGUCUCUCUCUUCGCUUCCCAGAAGAGUUGCCAUCAGUUUAGCAUGUCAGCUUACUAGCCAUUUGUCUGGAAGUUGCCUCUUUCUUUGUGCCUGGGAUCAUUCUUAUAAAUCAUGUGCUUGUCAAACAUAUUUGACCCAGUUAUUGCUUGCAUUUCCCUUGAGUCUGGAAAACUGUCUGUAUGUUCUCUUGUUCCCCAGAUCUCCUAAUGGAGGAGAAGCAUAGAGGACUGACGAGCUUAAGAAACUACUGCAGUGCUAGAUAAAUGAAGGUCUUCUCUGUUACAAAGCACCUUAGAGAAGAAUUCUAGAGGCUAAAAUAUAUGCAAAUUAGGCAUGUAACUAUGUUUUAAAGAUAAUUCUGCUCUGAGCAAAAGGUUGAACUAAAUGAUAUCUAGUGGUCCUUCCCAACCUUUUCCUGUUAUGUGAAGAGCACUGAAACAGGGAAAUGAUGUUCACGUACUAAAAUACUCUCAAACCAAAAUCAUAGAUGGAACAGGCAAGGCUAGAUCUCAAGUUAAACUAGUUAGCAGGUUGCUUAUGAAAUAAACUGAAUGGUAGUAUCCAGAAGAGCUGGCCUCGUUCAUUCUGUGUGAUGAUUAAGUUUAUGUCUGCUGUAGGAGCAUAUUCUGUAGCACACAGCUUUCAGGAUUGUGGUCGAAUGACAGAAGUUCUUCUCCCCUGCAUCUGCAUAAGGAGAGGAUUUUCAGGCAGACCACACGUGCCUGCAUACAACUCCACAAGUCUCUUUCAAGUCUAUUCCUACAUGGGACUGGUGUGUUCUGAGAGUAUUUGUAAAUCCAAGACAUACUUGAGGGCCUGUGGUAGGAUGCAAAAGAAACCAAACUUUUCUUAAUGUUGUGUCAAAAAACAACUAUUUGUGAACUGCUGAAAAUGUGGAUUCAAGCUGUUUUGAAAAUGGGGUCCAAAAUAAAUGGCAUUUAAAAUAUCUGCAUUUAAAUGCACUAUAUAUGAUAGUGCUGUUUUUUUUUUUUUUCCUGAGGUCUGAACAGUCCCUUCAAAAAGAUCCUUGCAAAUUGCUGUACAAAAAUGGUAUUUAGUACCAUCACAUUCAAGAAUUUGUUUCCUGUUGAGCUGCACUAUAAAAUCAUGGAAAACUGUCCUUGAACAGGCAGCAUUUAAACAUUGUCCCUAAGGCACAUACACCAUUUAUUCUCCUGUUUGCAGUGUUCAGAGCCUGUGGUUUUGGAACCAAGUAUCAGGACUUGUUGUAUCUCAUCCAGCUUUAUUUGUUGCAGACCACAUUUUGUAUGCGAGGAAACAACAGACGAAAUAGCCUCCAAAGAAAGGAAGAAUGAGAUAGUUUCCUAAGUUGUCUUUGCCUGAGUUGGCAGCUGCUCAGGUUCAUUCAGCUUUUUGUUCCCCAGUGAGUGCUGUGCGUGUGUAGUAACAAUGGGGUGAUGCAGUUACACUGUAGGCUAAUAGCUGAGUUCCGUCAAAUCCAUUCAUAAAUGCAGAGGAGAGUGCAGUGCUGUGAGAGCCAGCCAGCGCACAGAGGAAGUGAGGCCCCCAAGUAAUGAGCUCCACAUCACAAACAUAGCUGUCAGAGCUCAGGGACUGGUGAUAGACUGCAGUCAUCUGGUUGGAGCCUUGCCCUGACCCUUGCUGCUGCAGAUGUGCGACCUGCUUGAGUUGACAAGGGAUGCUGAUAGCAGCCAGCAGAGAUCCCCUCCAGGCGUUCUCUGCCAUGAAGCGGCUUGGUGUAAGGCAGACAAAUAGGUUAUUUCAGAAAAUCCAAUAUUUUGAUAAGCAAUCACAGCAUUUAGUAAAGCAGGGUAAUAUAAAUUCACAGCUUUUGUCUAGCAGUUUCAGAUAUUUGUAUACUUGUUGGAGAGAAAUCAGCAACUUGAAAUCUCAAGCUGCAUUAAGCAGGGAGUGUAAAUUAAAGCAUGGCAUCUGCCCCCUGGAUCACCCUGAUAGUGUUUUGGCUUUACUGUCACUUUUUCCAGUUCUUCCCUGUUGCUAUGAGAAGUACCCACGUGAGCAACAGGAAACCAACAAACUGACUGUUCAAGCAAAGAGUCCAACCAAAUCUACAAAAUAUACUGCUCAAAGUGCUAGAAAGGCUGAAAAAUUUCCAAGAAAAAUGUGCCAACUUUCAGAUACUUCAUACUAGUCAUAUUACAUAAUCUCUUUGAAAUGUUUGGAACAGUAAAUUAAUUAAUUUUUUUUUUUUUUUUCAGAUGGAAUUCAGUCAGGCUUAUCUGUAAUUGAUGCUAUUUGUCACAGUAGCAGAAAUAGUCGCGUUUAGCAGGGUAAAUAUUUCUGGUUUUAAAUUGCAUCCAAUAAAUGUGAGAGCAGUGAGAUAGAAUAAAUGCAGUAAAUGGGCAUAAUAUUCCCACAGCUGCUUUUCAGGAUGUUUGGAAGUAUGGUGGUGUGCUGAUGAUCGGUGUUUUGCAAAUGAAAGACUUGGUUGGAGAAGGAACUCCUGUUUAUGUCAACAAUGAAGCAGAGGAAUCCAGCCCUCUUCUGUAUAGAUAUAUUGGAUAGAUAUGUAUAGGAGUAUAGAUGAUACAUUCCUCGCUAGAAUUACUGUAAAUCCCAGCUCUUCAGUGCGUGUCUCACCGCUGUUAUCUCAAGUUAUCCAAGCAAGGAUUACACAACAGCUGAGCAGUAUGGUCAUUUAAAGUAUCUUGAGCUUCUCCAUUUAUCCUAUCAAGUCUUGCACCUAAGAAAGUCCUUUUUUCCUUUGUACAAUUAGUUUUAAGGAGGAGAUAUUUAAAGCAGACAUCAGGAAUGUUAACAAUUAUUUGUGAAGUUGUUAACCUGUAUGUGGAAAGUCGACUAUGCUUUAAUACUGCGAAGCCAGAAAAAUUUUGUAGGGUUCUAAACUUUGGGAAUUUCAGCACAUGGCAAAACAUCCAGGGUUUAGAUCCAGGCUUCUAAAUCUUGUUAGGGAAUGCGGGAGUGUAAAGAAAUACUGGCUACGUGGUUUUUUAGUCACCUGUGUGCAUAUUUUAUGCACAUUAAAUAAUUAAACAAUAAACAGUCCUAUUGUUGUUCAUCUGCUGUUGGUUGUGAAGGUCUGCAGUUUUUGGGUUUAGAAAAUCCUUGAGAAAUGAUCUGCUCCAUGACUUGAGUGUUUGCCCUCAUACUUGUCAUUACAGAGGAUUUAAUCUCCUUUGUCAUUGGCCUAGGACAGCAGUAGCAAUGACAGGCCUGCUGAACCCUGCCAACUGCAGUUGUGUUUUCACUGGAGUAGCCAGGCUACGCUUUUCACAGCUGGAUGUCCAUACUUCCCUGGUAGGGUUCUGAGAUACAGCUUUGUGGUUUCUUAUUGGUCAAUCAGUGCUGCUUAAAAAGCUCAAGAAAAUGAGUUGUAUAUGAUAUUCUGUGUGAUCUUUACUAGUCUGUUUGCUUUCUUUAAAGAUUGUCAUGCAUGGAAAUGGAAAUUCUCAAUUAUUGUUGAUAGGAAUAACUAGAUUCUUCCAUUUUACUGGUGAUUGCUCCUACCAAUCAUUUUUACUAUCAACAUUUCUGUUAUAGCUACGAAGUUGCUCAUCAUAGAACACAGAAAAACAUUUAUAUUCCUUCAGCUGCUUUUCAGUUGUUCUAGUAAAACUGUCCAGGAAUGAAGAACUCUCCCAAAACAUAAUCAAACGGGGAAAAAAGAGAAGAAACAAUAAAGUUAAUUGGCUUUUCAGUUCUGCAUAUGCUAAAGUUAAAAUAAAACUAUGGAGUGGAAAGUACAUGAACUAUUUUUAUGAUUAAAUCUACUGGACUAUAAAGAAGAAUGAGGAAGUUGGUCCAUGUGACACAAAAAACAAAAGGAAUUACAUAUAUUCUGAAGAAAUGGCCUAUUCCCUGUAUGGCAAAAUCUAUAGCCCUUACUUCAGUACAUUUUACUGCUCUUUCAAAGAACACCUGCUGAAAAUAGUGUAAUUCAUUUAUAUUUCUUAUUUUAUAUGAUGUUUAAAGUUUUAAUUUGUUCUUGUCAGUACUGUCUAGAGCUUGCAAAAUGAAAGUCUACUAGUAAAAUAUGUAUAUGUUCAGCAAAACCAUGGAUGAAACUUGUAGGGGUUAAUACCACCAUCUCAGGGAAAAGCCAGAUUGUUUACCCUGAUUGCUUUUUCCUUCUUUGUUUGUAUUGUAUCACUUAAAUUUGUAUUGAUGCUUCCAGUGAGACAAACUGGAGUGGUAAUGCCAUCUACAAAAUACAUCACUUCAUGUUACACCCGUUAUGGUCAUUGGGCUGAUUAGAUACCAUAAGUUCAUUAUUUCUCCUACUGCAUGUAACGCUACCAUCCAACUGGUAUAUAUUAUAAUUCUUGAAGUUAGUUGCAGAUUAUGGCACAGCAAAGGUGGUUUUAGGAUUUAUCAUGUAAGAAUUCUAGAAUUUUUAUCAUGUGUCAUAUUGACGAGAUCUGAACUUUGUCUGCCAACUUCCAUUUUAUUAGAAGAGCCACUGACGUGUUUAAUUAGUAUCUCAUCUUGUACAAAAUGUGUUGCUCUAUGGUAUCCAUACCAUUCUAUGUUUUGCCAGGUUUCACCUAUUGUCAUGCAGAUAGCGUGGUCUGUGAAAAGCCAUCUUGCUAUCUGAAUACCUGUGUGGUUCGACUCAAUGAUCUGUAAGGUCUUUUCCAACCUAUCAGAGCUAACAGUAAAUGUAUUGGUGGCUUGUAGAUAUCUAUGUAAGGUAAAAUUCAUGCAAACUGUGACAAUUCCAGUCUGGACAGCUUUAUUGGUUUUAUGUACAACAUGACCCAUUUCUGCAUGAAAGUAUUAAGAGACUUCAGCCUCUUAAUAAAUUAAAUAAAGCACUAAAUAAAUACUUUUUACAAGUUUUUAUAAUUUCAGUGUAAAUGAUAACAUGUAAGAAUAUUUAGAAACAGAGUAUUGGCUCCAAGUGCUCAGGCCUUGUGUUCCAUAUGUCACCACCCUUUCUUCCCCAAGCCUGGCUGUAAGGAAGUUGCCUCAUUAAGUUCAGUAGUCUAUAGCUGCUUGUAAAAAAAUAAAGUAAAAUUCAGAAGGACAUGUUACUUUGAAAUUUUACAUCACUCUGCUUUAGAAGAAGAGAUUCUUAUGCAAAAAGAACAUUGGUAGUAUAGUAGUGUAGUUUGUUGUAGAAAUCUACAAAUGGGUGAGAACAUUGGUAGUAUAGUUUGUUGUAGAAAUCUGCAAAUAGGUGGCUCUUUCUUCUUUUUAUAGAUCUGAUCCUGCUCAGUUUGACCAUUGACUUAAAUGCAGACAGGUUUGAAAUCUGCUCUCAAAAUAUUGAUUAGGUCUCAGGCAUUUUCUCAGAAUCUGUUCAGGAAAUGUCAGCAUCUGUUCCUACAAGCAAGAAGCGUUUUCUUUGAGUAAAUGGCUGUUUCAGCCACGUAGUCUGCUGUUUGUCAGCAUAGCUUCCUCAGCUCUGUGCUCCUGAAAAAUGAUUUGCAGUCUAACAAACAGGUAAAUGCUUACGAUGGACUUGAAACCCACCCAAGCAGCAGGGGAUUUUCUUCAUCUGAAUUUUCAGUCGCUUUUGGCAGUAAAGUACUUUGAAAAAAGGCCAAGGAAUUUAUCCAGUUCCCAUCAUUAAAAAAAUGAUUCCAAUGCUAGGAAAUCACUGAGCUCCCAAUAGGCAAGAGCAAGACCCACCUAUGAAAAACAUUUACCUGAUUAAAUAAAAGUACAUGCUCUUACCUUAAAAAAAAAAACUAGAUAGGCUUCCUCCUCUUUUCACUUUUUUGUAGCUGCUGGCACAUCUUUCUCCUUACCUUCUGAGAGAAAGUGAGCCAUGCUAAAAUCUUGCUUGUCAGUCUUGUAUCUUAUCACAGAAUUCACUGUGCUAACAUUUUAUUGCAUCUUCAAAGACAUUCAACUUGUCUUCACCCUGCUGAGACUUCCUGCUUGCUCUGAGCAAACUUCCCUUAAAGCUUCCCUUCUCUGCCUUCUGUAAGAGCCACACAUAAAUGUGAGUGCAAGCAGAGACAGGCAGCCCAGUCCCCUCCCUUCUGGGGGUAAGCUCUGGAAUGUUGGAUGUUAGGCAUCCCUUCCUCAAUCCCAUUUUUAUCUAAUUAAGCAAAUUCUUAAAGUGUGUGUUUGAUAACUAUGUUUUUUUUUAUUAACCUUCUGCUGACAUGGUUGCCAUGUGAGGAGUUUUGCAACAUGGAAUGCUGGGAAGGGCAGCUGGCAUUGGUGAGGAGCAGAGGCAAUGCGCAGCGGAAACUCAUGUGGGCAUGCAGCCCAGGGCUGGCACUGGGACAAACUGGUGUCCUGGCUGCAGAGCAAGGGAGGCAGUGAUCAGGUGACUGCCAGUGUAGUGAAGGGCAGGCACACUGACAUCAGCAUUUUUUAACAUUACUGGGUACUGCUUUUUUAAUGAGUUGUCAUUUCCUUAGUUGUCAUAUACUGAGAAUCUCCACAUCUCUGAAUUAAUUUGACAUUUUGGAUGCUCUAUGAUUCUCGGCUCCACAGUUAUCCACUGGGUGACAGUGACAAUGGUUGUGAUUGGCUGUGGCAGUGCAGUUAUUGUGCCUGUGCAGUACCUCUGAUCUUCCAAGAGCAUCAUAUCUGAGCACUGGGAUGAGGUACAGGUGUGACAUAAAUCAGGGCAUGACCCAAAGACAAAUACGAAGAGGGUGAUCUCUGGAACACAGCUAAUGCAGGAGUACUUCCAGUGCUUAGAUGAUGACUAGCACAAGCAAGAGCAACUGCUGUGCUCUGUGAGAUCAGCCUACAACCAGAUGCCUGAAUUCAGUGUUCAUUGCUGACCAGACAAUUUUAAACAAACUCUCCUUGUUCCAACUUCCCAGCUUCAGCAUCAUGUUACAUUGUAUUCCGAUCCUUUGUCAGUGAUAUGGUGGAUUUUUACUAUAAUCUGGAUAAUUCCAGAGGGUGGAAAUACAGGUCCUUGUAGGGAAUUCAGUGCAUCCCUGUGGAUUACCUGCAAAAUGCUCUCUUCAGAAUAGGAGAGUAAUAACUUUUGCCUUCCUCCAAAGCACAGAUCUUUUCAGUCUUCAGGUCUCUGAAUGAAGUUCAUGAAACUUGCUAACACCUGUAUUAGAGUAGCAAGAUUUUUGAGACUGUGUUGCCAGACUCCAGCUGUCCAGGACCUGGGCUCCUGUUUGGCUUUGGUGUCCUCUAGACUGAGGAGGCAACAACUGUUACAGGUGUGCUCACAAGUAUCUGUUUCAUUGUUUCACGCUACAAGAGGUGAGCACCAAGCCUUCCCUAAGCUAUUCUGAGCACAGGGAAGUGAUGGAGCUAAAAACACACCAUGAUUGAAAAUUUUUGUUAAAGGAUGGCUAAUUUUAGUAAAAUUACCUGCUUUCCUUCAUCUCAGAAACAACAUCUCUUUUGUUAUGGUUUCUCACCUUCAAUAAAAUUAUCAGCCUGAGGCAAAGAAUGAAGCAUGAAGUUUAGCUCCAGUGACCGAAACUUAGGAAAAGUUGCUAGUAGAAGUAUUGUUUAUUGUGGAGCUUUAUUGGGGUAGGUAGAGUAUGCCUGCAAAACAGUGAACUUGACCACUAGUCAGAUUUUUCAUAAGCAGUCCCACAGUUGCCUGGUUUCAAGACAAAUGGAGCACAGGGAAGACUUGGUCUGUCCAUGUGCAUGUACUGUGAUAGCAGAGGUUUUUUUUCUCAUCAUACUCUGUUUCACCAUGGUGUUACUCGCUAUAAUUAUUUUUCCUGAGGGAACAAACUUGUGGGUUCUGAUUACAUGCAGGUAUCCCAGAUGCUCAGAUUCAAAACAUCUGUUUCUAGUUGUUGGCUUUAGCUGGUGUGAUUCACAUCGCUGAAUAUUUUUGUCUUCGAUACAGCCAGCAUCCCAUCAACCCAUUUUUCCUGGGCUAAUUUGAAAAGCCAUUUUUCACAUUCUCUCUUCAGCAGAUGAAUCUUCAAAUAGAGGUCAUUAUAGGACAGCUUCACAAAAAAGAGAGGACGUGAUUUUACAGCUAGCAGUUGUUGACUAGUACCCAAGAAAAAUGGAUGUUUGUGGCACAGCAAAGCUAACUGCAUGCAUCAUAAAUGUAAAUGCCAUUAGCGGAACAGAUACUUUGCAUUUGGUGUGUUUUUGCAAGUCUGACCAGGAUGACAAACUGUGUACAUUAGUAUUUCAAACUCACCUGAAUAACUUGAUAUUGUAUGGAGAAAGUGGAUGUUUCCAGUCAGUCUUGCUCUCCAGAGUUGCAUUUGCAUUCUGUAUUCUGUUUCUGGGCUGACAUAGUGCCUGUGAUCUGCCUGUGUGAUAUCAGUGCCAGUAUUGACAGUGUCUCAGUCCCAGCACAUUACACACUAGUGGCACUGUGUUGAUAUAGUUGUGGCCUAAGUUUUAUUUCUUAGUUUGUUCUAUAACUAAGAGUUCAUCUACCUUUUCUCACAUUCUUUUUUUUCAGUAACCACAUUAUUUGACCAUCCAACACACUAUCAAGGACGUGGAAUGUGUGGUAAUACUUUAACAGUCUUGUUUUUUGUCACUGUCUUGGUUUAAGUGCAAUGAGUCCUUCCUAUUUAUUUGUUCAUAUUGUGUGAGGGUUGCAGGAGGUGUAAUGUACAGGGCUUCCAGAUUUGUGUUGCUACACUGUAUGCUGCUCUUUCUGCUAAGUUAUGUUGUAUAAUUUGUAGUAUAGUGGUCUCAGAGGUUUGGUUAUGCAUUUUUGGCUCAUGACUUUUUUUCGUAGCUGUCUUUUCUUCAGCAUUCUCUGAAACAAUGAUCAGUGACUGUUGGUGCUGUUAAAAUAGUCCAAUUUUGCAGGUAAAGACGUGGAGAGGGUACCCUACACCUCUUCCUCCAGUGCUGCUGAAAUCCCUUCUGUGGAAUGUGCUCAGAGAACAGUGCUGCUGGCGUACUCGGGGCUGUAUAAUUAGUUCCCUUGUUGUGAACAAUGCUUUAUCUCCCUCCACAGUGCCCAGCUAUGAAACAGCGUGAUUUUUUCUGGGUUUAAAGUUUGAGUGUGUUGUUCAGAGUUUGGGAUUCUUGUUUGGAGACUUAACUCAGAGUUGGUUCUUCCUUCUUCAAUAAAGACUUUUUAAAAGAAAAAUCAAGAACGGCAUGAGUCAAUAGCCUGUGCCACUCCGUGUCAUGGUGUGCAAUUUGGAAGCUGUACUGUUCAAAUUUUGAUGUUUCUUUUGUUCUGGACCUUUCAUUCUUGCUUGAAUUUUCACACCUUUCUUUUGCCUUUGUCUUGAGGUGCCAAAUACAUGACCUACACAGUGACAGGGCACUGCACAUUUUUGGGAACCUCAAAACCCUUCACUUUUAUGUGGUGAAUUGAGUUUGUGUAAAACUCACGUGCCUCUGUGUUUUGUUGGUAUAGCACAUGUUGGUAAUGUCAGGAGAAAAACCUCAGUAUUUCUUAAGUGAAAAACUGCUCAAAUCCCUGAACUUUGCAUAGGAAAGUACAGAUAUACCCUACUUUUCAUUUUUUACAGGAGCACUGAGGAGCACUUUGAGUUCUUACUCAAGACUACACAAAUGAGCAAGGGCAGGUAAAAUGUUAAGAUCUGGAAAUUCUAAUGAAUGUAGAGUUAGUGUUGUACAGCUUAGAUGUGUUUAACUUGUGCACCUAGACAGUUAGUAAUAAUGCAGCUCCACAAGAUCAUAAACUUAUAACAUUAUUAUUUUGGAGAUAUUUUUUAUGAGUCAGUUGCACACAGCUUUACCAUGGGCUGUGUAGAAGGUGAAAAUGCUGUGGAGGGGAGGGUGCAAUGCAAUGCCAACUCUGCCUCUCACACCCACCAUAGUGUGCAUAGUUGAAUCAAAGCCUGUGUGUAUUACACAUUACAUAUGCUUGUGCCAGUUGACAAGUAAAAUACAGCAAUUACCAAUAACAGUAUUUCAGAUUACCUACACAUGCAUGUGUGCCUGUGAGGACAUGCUGUACAAUCAGUAAGCAUACAGAGGUUAGGCUAAGUAGGAUUAUCACAGUGGAAAAACAAUAAAUGAAAAAUGCUCACCAAUGUUGUAGGCUCACAAUAAACUCCACAAGGAGCAAUCUCCAGAAAGAGAUCCUUCCUCAGUGAUAGUCAGUACUUAAAUGGGAUCUAAGAGAGGUGGAGCCAGGCUCCACCCCUUCCAGUACCACAAGUGAAUUGCCUUUACCUGUACUCCUGUGGCGGACUCACUGCUUGCCUCAGGUGGCCAAUCAGAGGUUCAGGCCACGAUCAACAGUUCCCACAGACAUGCAUUUUUUGUUAUUAAACAGAUGUGGAUGUUUUAUUAUUUAAUUAUUAAACUUGGCUUUGUGUUAUUUUGAAAAAUAAUAAGGUAACACAUUAAUUGCAGAAGAAAUAUCCGGAAUACUUGUGUAUGUCACAGUUUUAGCUGAGGCAGUGUUAAGAAAGCAUCAAUGUUUUGGUUGUUUCUGAGUGACUGGAGUGUACCCAGGGCUGGGCUGCUUGGUGGAAGAGCUGCUACCAUUAUGGCAUGGCAGCGUAUUGAGUGAAGCCAGGAUGGCUGGCUUGAAUUAGGAAAGGGUUUAGUGCAUAUAACGUGAUACCAUGCAGAAGGCUGUAAAGUUGUGUGGAGUUGACUGAGGGCAGCUGCUGCAUGGGAAUUGGUUGGGUGUUGGUCAGGAGCUGGUGAGACACUGUGUUAAUAAUUGGGCUGUUGGUCAGCAAACAGUUGUAUUCUUAGGUGGGUGCUGGUCAUCGGAUGUUUUAAUAAAAAAUGUGGAAAAAAAAUACAAGACAUUUUGUUACUUUUAUAUAACUAUAUUACAUAUUUUAUUUACAGCCCAAGACAAUUCCUCUGCACUGAGUGUGGUCCAUGCAAGCCAAAAGGUUGGACAACCAUGAUUUAAUCCAGGGGAGUUUGUAAAUAGUGCUAAUCUCUGAGAAUUCAAGGUUAUUUUCUGCUGCAGCAGAUACGCGUUUCCUGCUCUUCAAACGUUACAAGUUCAGUAUGGAAAAUAUAUAUCUAACACACUGAUCAAUUUGCUUUUUAUC